AUGAUCGGUGAUGAGCUCCACAACGGUCGAUAUGUUAUUGCUCAUAAGCUUGGAUUCGGUCGAUCUGCCACUGUUUGGCUAGCGGAAGAUAGGGAAAAAUGUCAACUUGUUGCCCUCAAGAUUUCUACUGCAGAAUCCGUUGAUCGAACUAAUGAGUUGAAAUAUCUUUCACAAUUCAGGGAUGCUGCUAAAUCCCAACUUCCUGGUAAAGUCAAUGUACCAACACUUCUUGAUUCUUUCACCUUUUCAGGACCAAAUGGCACCCAUCUGUGUUUGGUUACAGACACUGCAAGAAUAAGUAUUCAUGAAGCUAAAGAUGCCUCCUAUCACCGGCUUCUCCACCUACCAGCUGCUCGAGCGAUUACUUCCCAGCUAAUACUUGGACUACAAUUCAUUCAUGCUCAAGGGAUUGUCCAUGGCGGUACGUUUGGCCCCGACUUUCAGGUCUUCAAGAAAUUGACAUUGAACACAGAUCUCCACCUUGGAAAUGUCCUUUUAUCCUUGCCGCCCGGUAUGCAGAGCAUGAACUGCGAGCAGCUUUAUGCAAAGACUGGAGAACCAACCAAAGAGUUUAUUAUUCAUCAUGAUGGGGCUCCUCUUGAUGAUGGGGUUCCUCCUGAAGCUAUUGUACCUGUAUGGCUUGGACUUGGGAGUGAUGAGAUCACACUUGCUGAUUCCCCUAUUCAAAUCGCAGAUUUUGGGGAGGCUUUCAGCCCCAAAGUAACAAAACAGUUUGUUGCCCAUACACCACUUCUGCUGGCACCACCUGAAGCCUUUUUUGCUGAAGCUGGGGCAGAUGAACCUUUGUCUUUCCCAGGGGAUAUAUGGACUCUUGCGUGUGCCAUAUGGGAGCUUUUUGGAUUAACCCACCAUUUUCGCCCUUCCUGCCACACUGGAUGA
Molecule: messenger RNA, 900 nt
Organism: Uncinocarpus reesii 1704
Lineage: Eukaryota; Fungi; Ascomycota; Eurotiomycetes; Onygenales; Onygenaceae
Exons: 1
Coding region: 1-900 (299 amino acids)
Biological process (GO): protein phosphorylation; spliceosomal complex assembly; regulation of mRNA processing
Molecular function (GO): ATP binding; protein kinase activity
Source: RefSeq, a predicted model, not a curated record